Molecule: messenger RNA, 2212 nt
Organism: Amblyraja radiata (thorny skate)
Lineage: Eukaryota; Metazoa; Chordata; Chondrichthyes; Rajiformes; Rajidae
Gene: coil
Product: coilin p80
Exons: 7
Coding region: 16-2019 (667 amino acids)
Biological process (GO): spliceosomal snRNP assembly
Cellular component (GO): Cajal body
Molecular function (GO): U2 snRNA binding; U1 snRNA binding
Source: RefSeq, a predicted model, not a curated record
GACGUCCCAGCCGAGAUGCCCCGCCCCACCGGAAGUGACGCACUCCGACGCCCCGCCCAGCAGGUGCCGGCGGACGUGACGACCAUGGCCCCGCCCCCGCGGCCUAGCAUGGCGGCGCUCCGCCUGCGCCUCGCCUUCGAGUACCCGCCGCCUCUACUCCCCGCCGCCCGGCUCUGUUGGCUGCUCCUGCCCGCCGAGCAGUGCCGUGUGGUCGCCGACCUGGAGAGCAUCAUCCGCCGCCGUCUCGGCUUCGGUCGCCGCGCCCGUCUACACCUCUACCUGGACGGCGCGCUCCUCCCGCCCAACGAGAGCGCGCUGCUCGUGCGCGACAACGACUGCCUCCGGGUGAAGCAAGAGGAGCUGACCGAUGGCCUUGGAGAUGGGGUGGACGGGCUGCCCGAGAGCUGCAGGAAGAGGGAGCGGCCGGCGUUGAGCGAGGGCAGGGAGCGGAAGAAGAGGAGGACGGUCGGAGUGCAGUGCGAGGAGCAGCGCAUGCCAUGCAGUGUGGAUCAAUGCACCGCUUCCAGUGAGGAGCAGGACGUGCCGUGCAGCAAUGGAGCUGUCUUCCCCGCCGAUGCUGUGCGCUCCAGGAAGAGGAAGACGGCUCCAGAGGUGGAGGUGGAGGUGAAAUGCAGCGCUCGGAAAACACAAAAACUCAAAAAGAAAAAGGAUAAAUUCAGCAAGGAGCAGGAGCGGACGGAACCUUCCAGCAAAGGAGCAGUGGUCAGUCGCAGCUCCCAGGGGGUGCAGCACAGCAGCCGCAGUAAAUGCAAUGAUGCUGAAUCGGACAGUGAGAGCCCGUCCGGUGAAGCCGGCGGCUGCCAGCAGCUGACCAAUGGUGAGCGUGGCCACUGCGGUGUGGACGGUGAGAGAGAAGCGCAGCACAAUGAUGCAGCACCAUGCAGCGACAGGGAGAAAGGAGCGCAGCGCAACACUGCAGCACCGUGCAGCAACAAGGAGAGGAAAGCUCAGCGCAAUACUGCAACGAGCAAUGUCAGGGAGAGGAGAGUGCAGAGCGAUGUUGCAGCACCGUGCAGCGACAGGGAGAGAGGAGUACAGCGCAACACUGCAGCACCGUGCAGCGACAGGGAGAGAGGAGUACAACGCAACACUGCAGCACCAAGCAGCGACAGGGAGAGAGGAGUACAGCGCAACACUGCAGCACCGUGCAGCAACAGGGAGAGAGGAGUACAACGCAACACUGCAGCACCAUGCAGCGACAGGGAGAGAGGAGUACAGCGCAACACUGCAGCACCAUGCAGCGACGGGGAGAGCGUACAGCAGGCCGGCGCUGCAGCAGAGGGGCUGAGCACGCCCCUGGACCCUGCCCCAGCCGCCGCUGCUCCCCGCUGCUCGCCCGGUGGUGCCCGCGGUGACGGCUGGGAGGGGCCCGAUGGUGGCCGCUGUGGGGGGCGCAGUGAUGCCCAUGGUCGCCUGCCCGUCCUGCCCCCCACGCCAGCCUGUGCCAUGGUGCGAGGCUAUGGAAGGGGUCGCGGGAGGGGCAUCUCCAACUGGGAUUGGCAGCACCAUGGGCACUUCCGAGGCCGGGGGCAAGGGGCCCCACCCCCCAUCAAUGGCUGGCCAAAGCCUGGGGAAUGGCAAGAUCCCACGGCAGGGCCACGAGAGACCACGGAGCAGAGGGCCCCAGGGCCACUACACAGAGACUACAGCACGCUGCCCCUACUGGCCGCUCCACCACAGCUCGGGGAGAGGAUCGCGUUCAAGGUAUUAGAGCUGUCGGACAAUUACACGCCCGAGAUGUCAGAUUACAAGGAGGGACGAGUCGUGCGGUGGGAUGCGGCGACCGGAGAGGUGGAGCUCAGCUUGGACACCCAGCCCCCAGAAACUUCCAAAGAGCCGGGCAAGUUUGACCUGAUUUACCAGUCUGAGACCGGCGAGGCGGUGGUGGAGUAUGCGGUGACACGGGAGCCCCAGAUGACCCGGGCCUGGAGCUCCCUGGUGGAACCGCGUCUGAUGGUCACUCACACCGAGGCCGGCCUGACCCUGCCCGCCUGCUGACCCCACCACCAUCGUGUCCUCACCCCAGGGGGUCACAGUCUAAACCCGCCAUGACCCCACCAAGGUCCUUCCCCCGGGGUCACUGGCUGUGUGGUCCGCGGGGUCGGAGGUCACGGCUGCUUUUAAAUGACCAGUGGGAUUGGAUUGUUGCUGACGCGACCUUGUGAAUUGUUGAAUAAAUGUGUUUUUAUAA